CCCGCUUCAAAAUGCAACUGUUCCGCAUCUCACCACCUUUCUGUACCUUCACUCUCAUCACACUAAUUCCACUUUUCGCACCUCUCUUUUUCACGUUGCACCUCACUAUUAUUUUAUUACUACUUUGUUGCAGUAUCAUUGAAUUGUAACGAUAAUCAAUCAUGUCGAGCGAUAAGAAAGAGAACGAGUUUUUUGUGGACGCUAACGAAGAAGAAACCGAUAUCGAAGCUGUGAAUUACGAUAGCGAAAGUAGUCAUGAAAAUGAUGGUGGCAGUUACGAUGAACUCGAUCGCAAUGACGGACAGCCUGAGUCUUUCUCUUCUCAACAAUGGCCUCAAACUUUCAAUGAGGCUAUUGAUCCUUUGACGAUCAAUGCUCCGAAUCUUGGAUCAAUUCUGAGAGCUCCGAGUGUGCUAUACUCGAGCUUUGUGAGUCGUUCGUCGAGGAGUUAUUUAGAGUUACAAGAUGGAAAGGCUUCUUUUCUGUCUGGGAGUCAAAUUCAGGAAGGGGUUCCUAGACAGUCGACAUGGUGGGAAAAAGCUUCAAUUCAAAUGCACGUUCCUGAGGAAUUGCCUCCUGGUUAUGGAUGUACCUUCACUCAGACUAUAUUUAAUGGGAUUAAUGUGAUGGCUGGAGUUGGGCUCCUAUCUACACCUGAUACUGUGAAGCAAGCUGGGUGGGCCAGUUUGUUGGUGAUGGUUAUUUUUGCAGUUGUGUGCUGUUAUACUGCAGAACUAAUGAAACAUUGCUUUCAAAGCAGAGAAGGCAUCCUUAGCUACCCAGAUAUAGGAGAAGCCGCAUUUGGAAAAUAUGGCCGAGUUAUUAUAUCAAUCGUUUUGUACACCGAAUUAUAUUCAUAUUGUGUGGAGUAUAUCAUCAUGGAAGGUGAUAACCUUACUGGUCUUUUUCCUGGAACAUCCUUGCAUUGGGGAGGUUUGGAUUUGGAUGCCAAGCACUUAUUUGGAAUUUUGACUGCACUUGUUAUUCUCCCUACUGUUUGGUUGAAGGAUCUUCGAGUAGUUUCCUAUCUCUCAGCUGGAGGGGUUAUUGGUUCAACUUUGAUCGCUAUUUGUGUGGUUGUUGUUGGGACAAGAAAUGAUAUUGGAUUCCAUCAGCCUGCUCCAUUAGUGAAGUGGAGUGGCGUUCCAUUUGCUUUUGGUAUCUAUGGGUUUUGCUUUGCUGGACAUUCAGUUUUUCCCAAUAUAUAUCAGUCUAUGGCUAACAAAAGAGAAUUCACAAAGGCAAUAAUCAUAUGUUUUAUUUUGCCCAUGUUGUUAUAUGGAGGUGUUGGAAUCGCGGGAUAUCUCAUGUUUGGUGAAAAGACAUUGUCUCAGAUAACAUUGAAUCUACCACCAAAUGCCCUUGCUUCCAAAGUCGCUUUGUGGACUAUAGCAGUUAUUCCGCUAACUAAAUAUGCUUUGAUGAUGAACCCGCUGGCAAGAAGUGUAGAGGAAUUGUUGCCUGCUAGCAUCUCAAACACCAAUUGGUGUUUCCUUCUUCUAAGAACAGCAUUGGUUGUAUCUACUGUUUGUGCUGCUUUUAUCAUUCCAUUUUUUGGGCUAGUGAUGGCUUUAAUUGGUUCUCUCCUCAGUGUUCUUGUGGCAGUGAUAUUGCCAGCUUUAUGUUUUCUAAAAAUUGUGGGGAAGAAGGCAACAAAUACACAGGUUGCUCUCAGUAUUAUAAUUACUGCAUGGGGUGUAGUUUGUGCUGCUUUUGGAUCAUACUCAUCUCUAUUAAAGAUUUUGCAGCAGCGCUGACACUUUUUUAAUUUCAGCAAGUGGACAGUUACUUGUCUUUGUAGCCAUAUUGGUAUAUUCAUGUCCCAUUGAGUUAUACUCAUGUGGUGUCUUCUUUUGACUGCACUCAUUGAAAAUGGAGUUAAACUAAAGUCGGUUAGAUUGCUGUUUGAAAGCAAUGUUUUUGAGCAUUUUCUUUGUGAUAAGCAGUUAACACCAUGGAUGGCAGCUAUCUCAUUAGAAUUUCUAUUUUUCUUCUUACUUUGUGAAAGUUCAUAAUGAACUUAAUUUUUUUAAA
Molecule: messenger RNA, 2034 nt
Organism: Vicia villosa (hairy vetch)
Lineage: Eukaryota; Viridiplantae; Streptophyta; Magnoliopsida; Fabales; Fabaceae
Product: amino acid transporter AVT1A-like
Exons: 12
Coding region: 162-1757 (531 amino acids)
Cellular component (GO): plasma membrane
Source: RefSeq, a predicted model, not a curated record